Myxocyprinus asiaticus (Chinese sucker) is the source of this 2462-nucleotide messenger RNA. RefSeq names its product guanine nucleotide-binding protein subunit alpha-13-like. The transcript is spliced from 4 exons. Bases 39 to 1169 code for a protein of 376 amino acids. Gene Ontology annotation, biological process: adenylate cyclase-activating G protein-coupled receptor signaling pathway; Rho protein signal transduction. Gene Ontology annotation, molecular function: GTPase activity; D5 dopamine receptor binding; G-protein beta/gamma-subunit complex binding. NCBI's taxonomy places the organism in Eukaryota, Metazoa, Chordata, Actinopteri, Cypriniformes, Catostomidae. Gene Ontology annotation, cellular component: heterotrimeric G-protein complex; brush border membrane. The record is from RefSeq and is a predicted model, not a curated record.
AGCGCGACUGAUGUAUCCAUGAAGUCGUUACUACAAAGAUGGCGGAUUUCCUGCCCUCCCGGACUGCUAUAGUUUGUAUUCCCAACUGUCUCCUCUCGAGCAGCGAAAUUGACCAAAUCAGAAAGUCUAAGGAGAUCGACAAAAGCCUGUCUCGGGAGAAGACGUAUGCGAAGAAACUGGUGAAGAUAUUGUUGUUAGGAGCGGGCGAAAGUGGCAAGUCAACUUUCCUCAAACAAAUGCGCAUAAUUCAUGGGCAGGACUUCGACCAGCAGGCCAAAGAAGAGUUCCGGUGUACAAUCUACAGCAAUGUUAUCAAAGGUAUCCGGGUGUUGGUGGAUGCACGUGAGAAACUGCACAUCCCUUGGGGAGACCCUGAAAAUCAGGUUCAUGGGGAGACUGUGAUGGCCUUUGACACCCGCUCAUCCCUGAUGGCCAAAGGGAUGGUGGAGACCAAAGUCUUCCUGAACUACCAGCCCUCCAUCAGUGCCUUGUGGCAAGACAGUGGUAUUCAGACUGCUUACGACAGACGAAGAGAGUUUCAACUGGGUGAAUCUGUGAAAUAUUUCCUGGACAAUGUGGACAAACUUGGACAACCGGACUACUUGCCUAGCCAAAAGGAUAUACUUCUGGCACGGAAACCAACCAAGGGUAUCCAUGAGUACGACUUUGAGAUAAAAAAUGUCCCUUUCAAGAUGGUGGAUGUGGGAGGGCAGCGGUCGGAGCGCAAGCGAUGGUUUGAGUGCUUUGAUUCUGUGACCUCCAUCCUCUUCCUAGUCUCCUCCAGUGAGUUCGAUCAGGUUCUCAUGGAAGAUCGGCAAACGAACAGGCUCACGGAGUCGCUUAACAUCUUCGAGACGAUCGCCAACAACUGCGUUUUCGCCAACGUCUCCAUCAUUCUCUUUCUGAAUAAGACAGACUUGCUGGAAGAAAAAGUUCAGGUUGUGAACAUCAAGGACUACUUCCCUGAGUUCACAGGGGAGCCCAACAAUCUGCAGGAUGUGCAAAAGUUCCUGGUGGACUGCUUCCGUAACAAGCGCCGGGAACAGCAGCAAAAGCCCCUUUACUAUCACUUCACCACUGCCAUUAACACAGAGAACAUUCGCCUUGUCUUCCGUGAUGUCAAAGACACCAUCUUACACGACAACCUUAAACAGCUUAUGUUACAAUGAAAGGCCCCAGAUGACCUUUUAAGAACAUUCCAUUUUAAUUAGGUUUUUACGUUAUUUAAUACAAAGUGGUUCAAUACAUGUUGUGGUUGAAGUAAAAUGGAUAGGAGAAUUAUGCAGUCUUCAAAAUUAUUGCAUAAUAUUACCUUCAUAUAUAUGCCAGGGGGCAACUGUUUUAAGCUUGUUGUAGCCAUAUCAAAUACUGUAUGUUAAAGAAUGGUCCUCAGUUAUUCACCAAAAUGCUGUAAUCGUGGUGAUUUACUGUUUGUGAGUGCAUAUUUUGUAUAGAACAGUCAACACUCCUGUAACGCAUAGGCUUGGCACCCUGUUUUGGUGAAGCUUUUCAGAAAGAAACCGAGAACACUCAGGGCUUUAAAUAUUUAAUUCAAACAGCUCUUCUGCACCAGCGAGCAGUUUUGUAUGGGGUUAAUUAGUUGUUUAUUUAAGACCCCAGUAUUUUGUUUUAUUUUUUAUUUUUUUUGUCUUCCCCACAGUCAAAAUGCCCUUUUCGUUAUAAGGUACUUUUGCAUGAAGUACGUAUAUUUGUCAUUUAUAUGAAAAGGGAAAGUAGAUUUUGAUGUUUGCCUUUUGAGCCUGUAUAUCUAGUUUUCCAACAUUUUUAAAAUCAUGCUUCUGUUCAAAGACAGUUUUUUUUUUUUUAAAUCCAUUUUUAUCUUACACCACGAAAACUGUUCUAAGGUGUUUUAAAUAUGCAUUGCUGGAUGUCAAGUAAAGAUGUAGAGUUUUUCCAAAACCAUUUGACUAACUGUAAAUAUUGAGCAGUUUUUUUCUCUCCUAAAUUCUCUUAUUUUUGUAUUUUUGGUCGUGUGUCUUUGCUCCUGUAUAGGUUGAAGUGGACUGCUUUAGCUCAGGGUUUUAUACAUUUACUGUUAAAGUUGUCCAUUUCACUUUAUAGGCCAAAUAAGUCGCCUUUGUUUGUCUUAAAUAUCUUUAUACAGGACACUUUCAUUUGAGAUCUAGCACAACUGGUUUGAUUUUAGGCAAAUUGAAAUAUGUUGAUGGGGAGGAGACCAAGUCUUAAUGUAAUCUUAAUUAAAAGAAGCACUGUAAUCUGACUGUUGUAUAGUUAAUUGAAUUUAGCUGAUUGCUUGCGUUAAGGUCUUCGUGUAUAAAAUCUGUAAAAAAAAAAAAAAAAAAAACAUUUGCUCAUAUAAUGCUGUGUAUCUUUUGUCAUGGCUAUAAUCACUUGCUUUUUGUAUAGUAUGUUUUCAUUGGUUUGUUUUAUUUUUUGUUGAUCACUUUGUGUAAUUCUGUCUAUUAAAUCUGAUUAUUUUA